AUGAGUGACCGAUAGCUCGAUCAGCAUCAUCAUCUCUUCGGUUACUUGGAUUGUAUCCCUGUAUGAUCGACUCGAUUACAUUCACUCCUGGCGAAGACACAUGUCUCGUCGAAUCCAGCCUACUCUCCGUGGAUUCCAGACGACUAGAAGAGCCAUGUCUUUCAACUCGUUGUGCAAAGAGGCCCUUUCAUCGGGCAAAAAGGUCAUUGCGGUCGACGCCGACGAUGUUCUCGCCAGCACGAAUGCCAAGGUCGCGGAGAUGUACAACGAACUCUACGAAUUGGACCCACCCAUGCGUCUAACCGACUUUAGACAUUACCUCUACUGGCAAAACCGAGGCUGGGGAACACCUGUGGAAACGGCGGAGAAGAUCAGGAACAUGUACCGAAGAGGAUUGCUGGCAAAAGCAGAGCCUAUAAAGGGAGCCAGAGAAGGGUUGCAAGCAUUAAAGGACCUGGGAUUCCGUCUGGUACUAAUCACAGCAAGAGGCCCCGACACGGAGCCUGGAACGCAUGUCUGGCUGAAAGAGAAUAUGCCUGAUCUGUUCGAGAGCCUGCAUUUCACCGGUGCUUUCGUGGCUAUGCAGAAUCCGGAUACCGCUACAGCGUCGCCGCCGAAAAAGCGGAGUAAAGCCGCCGUGGCACACGCCCUAGGUGCUUGUCUCUUGAUCGACGACUCGCUAGAGAACGCAUUGACCUGCGCGGCACACGAACCUCCUCUACCCGUGCUGCUCUUCGGCAAGUACCCAUGGAACAGCCAUCUCACCGCCGAAGACACCACCGAGGACGACAAAGCGCAUCAGGAACGGGUAUUGAGGGGGAUCGAGUCGGAAAAGGGCGAAGAUUUGGCUUCCCGUCUGAAACGGGAGGAAGAGACGAAAGGUCGACUGGACCUGCCCGACAGCGUACAACGGGUGGAUAAUUGGGAAGAGGUCGUCGAGACGCUCAAGGGAUUGUCAAAGGACGGAUUGGCAAAGGGUCGAUUGUAAUCACGCUGAGAUGCACCCAUCUCCCAUUGCUUCGAUGUGAUGGAUUACCUCAUGUCGUC
Messenger RNA from Filobasidium floriforme, 1047 nucleotides. RefSeq lists its product as uncharacterized. The coding region runs from base 101 to 988 and encodes 295 amino acids. Gene Ontology annotation, molecular function: 5'-nucleotidase activity. Lineage: Eukaryota; Fungi; Basidiomycota; Tremellomycetes; Filobasidiales; Filobasidiaceae. The transcript is spliced from 8 exons. The record is from RefSeq and is a predicted model, not a curated record. Gene Ontology annotation, biological process: deoxyribonucleotide catabolic process.